This is a messenger RNA of Podarcis raffonei (Aeolian wall lizard), 1188 nucleotides long. RefSeq names its product C-type lectin domain family 4 member M-like. The coding region runs from base 317 to 988 and encodes 223 amino acids. The record is from RefSeq and is a predicted model, not a curated record. The transcript has 6 exons. NCBI's taxonomy places the organism in Eukaryota, Metazoa, Chordata, Lepidosauria, Squamata, Lacertidae.
CAAAGUCAAACUUUGAAAUGUUAAAAUGUUUGUAAAACUAAUGAAAUCUAUAAACUUGAAAAGUAUAGAUUAAAACUUUUUUAAAAAGAAAAAAGAUAGAGAAGUUUCCUCAAGUAGCAAGGCAUCUCGCCUUGCUUUCUCCAUCUCCUUAGCUUCCCAAGGACCCACCUCCUGAACCACUGAAUGUCUCUGGCUAAUGGCUACCACAGUGUAUGAAAAUCCUUUUUUCUGGGGUAGCAAUGAUAUGUUGGCUACCGAUGGCUAAAGCAGAAUUUUCUGUCUUCAAGCAUCUGUUUUUCAGGACUUUGUAACCCUCAUGAAUUCUCCCACGGGUGAAUACAUUAUCAUAUCUGUGAUUAUCGCCCUUACUGUGUUGACACUGCUGAUUUUCCUCCUAUAUCAAAAGGAAGUAAAAAAAAGAGACGAGUUUCAAAUGGCAAUGGAUAUGAUUCGGACCUUUGUUGUUGGGCUUGAUUCAAUCCAUGAAGACAAGGAUGACUUCCAAAUACUUGCUGUAGCUCAAAACAUAUCAGAGGAAAUGCGGUAUUUUGCCAACAGAAAUGAUGAACUGCAAAAAGAAAUUGACCACCUUAUUGGAAACUUGAAUGAUGGUUGGGUUAUAUAUCAAAGGACGUUCUAUUUCUUUUCUCAUGAGCAACACUCAUGGUUGGAUUCCAAAAAAGAGUGUGAGAGGGAAGGCGCCAAGCUCAUUUCUUUCGAAACAUUGGAAGAACAGCAAUUUGUGAAUAAGCAAGUAAAAGACCGUAAACGGUGGUUUUGGAUUGGACUCUUUAAAGACAAUGGAGUGACAUGGACAUGGCUGUCAGGGAUAGUAGCUUCAAUCACGUACUGGAAUGCUGGGGAGCCAAGACCAGGAAACUGUGGUGCAUUGACCUUUGAAUGUGGAAGCAAUUGCUGGAUAGCAUCACACUGUGGGAAGCACAUACGGUAUAUUUGUAAGAAGGUGCCUAAUGAUGUUUGGCUCUAAGAAGACACCUUUAAGAUGAAUGAAACUGGAUCGCAUAAUCUCUACACAAAAACAAGAGAUCACCCACCCCACUGUUUUAAUGCACUCUGCCAUCUAGAUUUUGGCAUCUCUGGCAUCAGCCCUCAAAGUCACCUUGAAAACUCCUUAUUCUGCAAGCACAGACGUAGAUGGCUACAAAAAUAAAGAAUGGAAGCGUCCAA